AGUCGCGCAGUACAGGGCGAGCUACCUAUGUAAUGCCUGAAUAGAAUAUGUCGGAGUAAAAUUAAAUUAUUCAUUAAAGACGCUCAUAUUUAUGAUUUUAAUAUAAACAGAAUCUAUAUAUGAAAUAAUAACGUAUCUACAUGAAUCCAGUUUGAAGUAAUUUAAUAGAUAUUUUACAGAAUUACAACAAGAGAUUUUUCGGACACUGUGAAACUAUCUUAGCAGUUAUACUGCUGACAUGCGUUGUGGAAGUGUGCCACCAGGUUAAGGUAAAAACAAACGAAACUCGCGUCUUUUAAUACUUACAAAUUUUCUUUGGACGGGACUAAUAUCUGCUCCAUAUAGUUUAUUAGACGUGUCGACCUUUUGCUCGGAACUGCAUGUUUUAAAUUAUUGAGUGUAGCUAAACUGACUAACCAGCAAGGUCGUGCAAAAUGUGACAAGUCAACAGACAGACAGAAGAGACAGAAAGCAGAUUAUUUAUCGUACAUAAGUGUGUCAUCAUUCAGUAUUUUACAGUACUGUUAAAGAACAUUUUUAUUCGAGCUGGUUUAGGCUCAAUUUAAUAUUUGUGAAUCAACCGAUGCUACAGACGUAACGCUAACGGUCACAGCAUGUCGCUGUCAUCUUGGCAGAAACUGUUGCUGCUGAAAUCGGUAGAACACAGAUUGUUGAACGCGAGGACAUGCGUUGGCCCGACUUCCCGCCCGAGGCGCCACGGUGCCAGCGCUCCCGGUGGGUCCCGCAGGAGGGUGGUAAUCACCGGGAUCGGGCUCGUGUCCCCGCUCGGCACGGGGACCGCGCUGCCGUGGGAGCGCUUAAUCCGCGGCGAGAGCGGCAUCGUGGCUCUUGAGGAGGAGGACUACAAAACGGUUCCCUGCAAAGUGGCGGCCCUCGUGCCCAGGGGAGACGGAGACGGGGACUUCCGGGAGGAGAGGUUCGCCUCACGAGGGGAGAUCAACAGCAUGUCGCCCGCCACGGUGAUGGCGCUGGGGGCGGCGGAGCUGGCGCUGAAAGAUUCCGGCUGGUAUCCCACCAACCUCGAGGAGCAGCUGGCCACGGGUGUGGCCGUCGGCAUGGGGAUGGUGUCGCUGGACGAGAUCGCCCGCACCGCCAAAGCCUUCUCCACCAGCGGUUACAGCAAAGUCAGCCCCUUCUUCGUGCCGCGGAUCCUGGUCAACAUGGCCGCCGGUCACAUCAGCAUCAAGCACCAGCUGAAGGGCCCUAACCACGCGGUGUCCACAGCCUGCACGACGGGCGCGCACGCCGUGGGGGACGCCACCCGCCUGGUCGCCCACGGCGACGCCGAUGCCAUGCUGGCGGGGGGCACGGAGGCCUGCGUGGGGCCGCUGGCCAUGGCGGGGUUCGCCCGGGCUCGGGCGCUGGCCACGCGCUGGAACCACAGCCCCGCCCUGGCGUCCCGCCCCUUCCACCCCGACAGAGACGGCUUCGUGAUGGGCGAGGGCGCGGCCGUCAUGCUGCUGGAGGAGCGGGAGCGGGCGCUGGCCCGGGGCGCCCGCGUGUACGCCGAGGUCCUCGGCUACGGCCUGUCCGGCGACGCCAGCCACAUCACCGCGCCCACCGCAGACGGAGACGGAGCGUUCCGGUGCAUGUCGGCGGCGUUGCGUGAUGCAGGGCUCCCGCCGGACGCCGUGACGUACGUGAACGCGCACGCCACCUCCACGCCGCUGGGCGACGCCGCUGAGAACGCCGCGCUGAAGCGUCUGUUCGGGCGUCACGCCCGCCUGCUGGCGGUGUCCUCCACCAAGGGCGCCACGGGGCACCUGCUGGGCGCAGCCGGGGCACUGGAGGCCGCCUUCACCGCCAUGGCCUGUUACCACGGCAACCUGCCCCCCACGCUCAACCUGGACCGCACCGACCCCGACUUCGACCUGAACUACGUGCCCCUCUCCGCACAGGACUGGCGUGCGGACGGGCGCAGGGUCGCCCUCACCAACUCUUUCGGGUUCGGCGGCACCAACGCCAGCCUGUGCAUCGGCAGCGUCUGACUGCUCCAUUUACCGUUCCGCUUACUGGACACGCGCACGGGAAAGGCUUCAUUAAGCACUCUUCCCUGAAAGUAUGUUAAAGAUAAAAAACGAGAAUGCCCGUGCACUGCCAUUUAAAAAUAAAUUGUGAUUUAUUUUUAUUUAUUUUAUGCUGUGAAAAAUGUUUCGACCAGAGUCUGGUCUUUUUCUGAUUUUCUAAAAUGCACUGAGCUGGUCAUUUCAGCCAGGGCGAUUCUGUAGAAACUAUCGGAACUUGACUGACAGCACAAAAUGUGUGCUUUGCUCAUGGAAAUGAUCAGAGCAGAAGUCCUCUGGGUUAGGGGGUAAUUUAGCUUUAUUAAACUGUAUCUCUUGUAUACAUGGGUGUCUGUGUUGUGAAUUAAAGGCAGGUGCUCUGUUUCCUGUGUUA
Messenger RNA from Anguilla anguilla (European eel), 2418 nucleotides. It is a transcript of the gene oxsm, whose product is annotated as 3-oxoacyl-ACP synthase, mitochondrial. Lineage: Eukaryota; Metazoa; Chordata; Actinopteri; Anguilliformes; Anguillidae. The transcript has 2 exons. The coding region runs from base 615 to 2009 and encodes 464 amino acids. The record is from RefSeq and is a predicted model, not a curated record. Gene Ontology annotation, biological process: fatty acid biosynthetic process. Gene Ontology annotation, molecular function: 3-oxoacyl-[acyl-carrier-protein] synthase activity.